UUUUGUAAACAAGUGCCGGAACAGAAGUAAAAAUUUGUUAUGAUAAAUCCGAUUACAUUUCUACGACAAAUUCCGAGCCGGACGAGCGUUCGGAUCGGUGCUCGCGGUAGCAGAACGAUGCAUCUUCUUUGCCCCGGAGUGCCGUCCCCGAGAUGGUGCACCAAUCAUCCACUUUCGCCGCAAAAACUAGGCCCCUCCAGCAGGUGGACAAAUCAAAGCAUUGCCGGUUGGCGGUGGCUCAGUUCGAAGAAUCCCAGCGAUUCCAUCGCCACCUCUCCGGUCAACUCAGCCACCUUUGAAGCGGUCUGCUCGGAUACUCUGGAAUCGCUGUGCGAUUAUUUCGAAGAGAUGGUCGAAGCAACCACUGCGCUCAACCAGGCAGAUGUUACCUACAGUGAUGGUGUGCUGACUGUGAACUUUGGACAGCCGCACGGGACAUACGUUAUCAACCGGCAAUCACCGAACCGACAGAUCUGGCUCAGCUCACCGACCAGCGGCCCAAAGCGGUACGAUUUUGUCCCGAACAAGCCUGCGGUUAACAGUGGCAGCGGAUACUGGCUCUAUCGGCACGACGGUGUCACGCUACACGAGCUGCUGCAGGCAGAAGUGAGCCAAAUUGCUGGCCGACAACUGAACUUUCUUGCCUUGCCCCACGGUCGACGAGUGAUGGACCAUGAGGACACUUGA
Molecule: messenger RNA, 687 nt
Organism: Anopheles cruzii
Lineage: Eukaryota; Metazoa; Arthropoda; Insecta; Diptera; Culicidae
Gene: fh
Product: frataxin homolog, mitochondrial
Exons: 2
Coding region: 40-687 (215 amino acids)
Biological process (GO): intracellular iron ion homeostasis; iron incorporation into metallo-sulfur cluster
Cellular component (GO): mitochondrion
Molecular function (GO): ferrous iron binding; ferric iron binding; 2 iron, 2 sulfur cluster binding
Source: RefSeq, a predicted model, not a curated record